ACCCACUGCUGAGCCAGACAGCAUUCUGGGCAUGGAGGAUUUGGGUAGGAUUAUGAAAUACCUUACGCCCAUUAGUAUUUCCCAACUGCAGUUCUGUUUCAGGAAACAGAAUAGAUUUGUGCAAAAGGAAGAAGCAACUGGGAAACUCUGACAGUGAGUACCGGUUAGUGAAAGGUUUUGAGUGAAGGAUGGUCCCAUGCAGGAGAGUAAAGCUGCUCACAAGAGAAAACCGCUGACACCUUAAGGACGCCCUGAAAGCUAAAGGAAUCGAGCUGCUUGCUUGGCAGGAAAAUAUUGCAGGCUAUUCAUCAUGCACAUCACUCAGCUGUUUGCGGUUAUCCUGCUCACAGGAUUGAAACUCCCUGAGGUAGUAGGUGACUGCUCCUUCAAUAAGUCCCAAAGUCACUGCACCUGCUCCCUUUUGGAUCUGGAAAAUAGGGGAAACCUCUUUCAGUGCUUACCUGCCUUUGUCUUCGAGCUUCGAGGAGGAAACUUGGAGAAAUAUGUAGGUUUUGCAUCAAACACAGUAGAGCAACCAGUGCUCGACAUUCUACAGACGCUGCAGGUAACCAAGAUUGUCUUUGGAGAUCUCCUUGUGCCAGAGGUUCUCUUGGCAGCCGUCAUGAAGCUCACUUACUACAUGCGUAUUACAGAUAUCGAGUUUGAAAGCUGCACUCUCCUUGGAAAUGCUAGCUGGUUCCAGAUGGACAGGUUGAUUCUACCUGUCUCCUCAUUACGCUUUCAUAACGUGACCUCUGCCUCCCUGGCUAACAGAGACAAAGACUUCACCCACCUGAGUAGGUGGCUAGAGACCCUGCAGAAUCUGACUGUGACACAGUCUCAGGUCACCUACAUUCCAUGCAGCGUUGGCAAGGUUUUCAGAACCUUACGCUAUCUGGAUGUGUCAGAAAACCACCUCCAGGACCACAGCAUGAGGCCUUCAUUUUGCCAGGGGGCUUUUCCACAACUCCAAGUAUUAAAACUCCAUCGCAACAAUCUGAGCUCCUUCCACACCAUGUGUGAAAUGCUGCGCCAUCUGGAGAAGCUCGUCCACUUAGACCUGAGUCAGAAUGACCUCCUGGCUAUCUCCUCCUCCUCAUGUCAGUGGCAGCCAUCCCUUCGUAUCUUCAACUUGUCCACCAUGGGCUUAGAUCAUAUCACCCUGCCUCUGCCCCCUAAUGUUGAAGUAUUAGAUGUGAGUUCCAAUAACCUUCAUGCUCUAGAUCUUGCACUCCCCUUCCUGAAGAAACUUCACCUGUCCAACAACAGGCUGCAUGCUGUCCCCUCAGCCAAGAACUAUCCUGCUUUAGAAGUCCUCAGUCUAGAUGGAAACCUGAUCUCACACCUCCCAAGGGAUGAGCUGCAGUCUAUGAGACACCUGCAGAGCCUAAGGGCAGGUCGGAAUCUCUACAACUGUUCAUGUGCGGGUGCCAGUGAGAUCCAGGCCUUGGCGAGCAAGGAGUCCUUGAUGCCCGACUGGCCUCAGGACUACACAUGUGAGUCCCCAUCUCACUACCAGGGCACCCUGGUGAAGAAUGUGCCUGCUUCAGUGCUGCAGUGCAACAAGGCCAUUGUGAUAAUUCCUGUCGUUGUACUUCUUGUACUGAGCUGCUUGGCUGGGAUCAUUUGCUUUGCCAGACAUAAAGCACGGUCUGGCUAAGCCAGUAGCUAGCCUUUCACCUCAA
Molecule: messenger RNA, 1685 nt
Organism: Chelonoidis abingdonii (Abingdon island giant tortoise)
Lineage: Eukaryota; Metazoa; Chordata; Testudines; Testudinidae
Gene: CD14
Product: CD14 molecule
Biological process (GO): toll-like receptor 4 signaling pathway; positive regulation of cytokine production; cellular response to lipopolysaccharide
Cellular component (GO): external side of plasma membrane; lipopolysaccharide receptor complex; membrane raft
Molecular function (GO): lipopolysaccharide binding; protein binding
Source: RefSeq, a predicted model, not a curated record